Brachypodium distachyon (stiff brome) is the source of this 838-nucleotide messenger RNA. Its product is annotated as protein EARLY RESPONSIVE TO DEHYDRATION 15. The record is from RefSeq and is a predicted model, not a curated record. The transcript has 2 exons. The coding region runs from base 103 to 576 and encodes 157 amino acids. NCBI's taxonomy places the organism in Eukaryota, Viridiplantae, Streptophyta, Magnoliopsida, Poales, Poaceae.
UCCCGGAGCACCCAGAGCCCACCACCGUAUACCCGAAGUCCCCUUCUUCGGUUCUUCCUUUCCCACCCACAAAAGGCAGAGACGAUCGUCGUCGUUGGGAGGAUGAGCAGCGCGGCCAUGGCGCAGGCGGGGCUGAACCCGGACGCGCCGAUGUUCAUCCCGGCGGCCUUCAGGCGGGUGGAGGACUACUCGCCGCAGUGGUGGGAACUCGUCAACUCCACCGCAUGGUUCCGCAACCACGCCUUGCAGAACCCCCAGGAACACCGGGUGGAAGCCAAGGUAGAAGAAGACGAGCACGACGACAUCGCCGCGCUCCUCCCCGACGACCUGCUCCACGACGCCGCCGACCUCUUCCUCUACUCCCCGCCGCCACUACCGCCGCAGCCGCAGCACCAGCCCGAUCUGCUCCACCGCUACGGACCAGCCGCCGGGUUCGGCGGCCACGGCAUGGACGCGGUGGCGCUCCGGGCGCAGCUGAGCGUGGUCAACUCGCCCAGGGACACGCAGCCCAGCUGGCACGCCCAGAAGCCGGCGCAGCAGCAGCUCGUCGGCGGCGGCAACCGCCAGUGGCGCUAACUACAGCCAAAAGAGCCCCUCGCCUUUGCCUUCGCUGCUGCUGCUCUGUACUUUCUCUAGUGUAACCUUAAGUUCAGUUCAGUCUAGACUGUCUCUCUUCCUCUGCUUCUGUUGUUUAUACAGCUAAAAAAAUGAAGGGAAGAAGAAAAUACUGCAGCCUGCAGGAACUUGCAUAGUUCUUCCCCCUUGUACUAGCUACCUCCCCUGUUCAGGAAUGUUUUAGAAAAAAAGGAAAUGGCAAAAUAGAAUCAUGUGUGCUGAA